AUGUUCGACCAGAUUGUCAGAUAUCUUCGUAAAAGACGAUCACGCCGCCAUGUGCAUGGCCUGCCUGCCGCCGCACCUGAACAGCUCGGUGCCGUGUCCGUCGAGGAGGAUGCAUCAACUAGGGAUGCUCCUGAAUCCAAGCAGGAACUUACACAGUACUCGGCUAGCCAGAACACAAUCAUGGACCCCUUCGCCCUGAGAGGGAUGCCGAAUCGCUUCGCUUUAAUCAACACGCUCCCCGACGAGCUCCUGGUCCACAUCCUCCUCUUCAUUCGUAUCUGGCCCCAAUGGUCGAGGAAAGGAUUUGACCCCGUACGCUACAUGCAGGUCUGCCGUCACUGGUGCACCGUCAUCCUCGACCACGGGCACUUCUGGGAUACCAUAGUCGUUCACAAGCGAACAGAACGUUUACUUCUGAGCCUAUCUCGUUCUCAUCAGGUCCUAUUGCAUUUGACCUUUGAAGAUUUACCGACCCUGGCUAGCGUGCUGCUGCAUGUUGUGCCCUGUCGUGGCCGGAUAAAAUCCCUGGUUCUCGGAUAUGGGUCGAGAGAUGAACUGGCAGCCUUGUCCCCCUUGAUCGACGGCGUCUUUCCUUCCCUCGCCAAGCUCGUGAUCAAGGAUCAUGGUAUUCAGAUACCUUUCCCAGCCCCGGCGGUAGACCAGAUACUCUUCCUCCCCGCAAAUUGUCCCCAGCUGGCACAUCUUGAACUGGCUCGCAUCCGAGUUCAGUUGACAGGAUCUCUCUUGCGCGGCCUCACAACCCUCUCGCUCACACAUUGCACCCUGGGGCUCCCCAAAAUUACCGCCGACGCAUUCCUAGAUACCCUUGAAUCCGCUCAAUGCAUCGAAAAUCUCAACCUCGAUCGUUACGUGAGCGCGGCCUGCUCGCAACUCCCCUCUCCUUCCAGACAUUCAUUUUCACUCCCUCGGCUGCGCAACCUCGACUUCUCCGAUGACGUGCAAUGGGUGCGACAGUUCAUAACUUUCGUGCGCUUGCCCCCUCGUGGUUGCGUCUAUCUAUGUGGGUGGCUCAGCAGUGACGAACUCAAUGAUGCCGUUAUCCAUCAUUGGAAACUCCUACUCCCCCUUCAACUCCAUGGAAGUGCCCUCUUAGGCGCUACGGACUCUCUGUCUAUCCGCAGGACGUUCAAGUACGGCGAGGAUACCUUUCAUUGCACUGGAGGGCCGUUGGAUGUGAAACUCUCCCUAGUGUCCGCCACUCUCCGGGAUUGGGGUCGCACCAUUGUUCCCGCGACCACGAUACUCCCAGCUCUCGCAGAUCUCCUCAGUCCAUCUGCACUGAAAACGCUCAGUCUCAGCAUCAACAUCCAAGCUACCUCUCGCGCCAUCUUCGACAACCUGUUUGACUCAGUCCCGCACCUCACAUCCUUGCAUGUAACGACCCCAUACGGGGAAGACACGCACCUGCUCGAGCCGCACUUGCUAGAGUCCUUGGCCAGCGGCCCAAGCGAAGAUGCGGUUGCUCACGACGCGGGCAGCGACUCGGCGCCGCAGCGGGUUCGCGUUCGCUGCCCGGCGCUCGAACACCUCGCUCUCGGCGGCUUCAGCUGGGACGGCGGAGUUAUCAUGGCCGCGCUCGUGGACUGCCUGCGUACGCGCACAACGCUUGGGGCAGAGCCGCUGCAGCGCCUGGGCGUCUCUGUGAAGCCGGGUCGUACCUACGGGGAGGGCUGGAUGGACGCGCACUACGCUGCGCAGCUGCGGGAGAUGGUGGCGAAGUACCAGUUCAACCGCGGUGAGUAA
This is a messenger RNA of Trametes versicolor FP-101664 SS1, 1764 nucleotides long. RefSeq lists its product as uncharacterized. Gene Ontology annotation, molecular function: protein binding. NCBI's taxonomy places the organism in Eukaryota, Fungi, Basidiomycota, Agaricomycetes, Polyporales, Polyporaceae. Bases 1 to 1764 code for a protein of 587 amino acids. The record is from RefSeq and is a predicted model, not a curated record. The transcript has 2 exons.